Molecule: messenger RNA, 579 nt
Organism: Diaporthe batatas
Lineage: Eukaryota; Fungi; Ascomycota; Sordariomycetes; Diaporthales; Diaporthaceae
Exons: 3
Coding region: 1-579 (192 amino acids)
Source: RefSeq, a predicted model, not a curated record
AUGAUCGCAGCGGACGGCCCCUACGCCGCGGCGAACCCGUCCAUACCACCGGCAAAUGUCCUCGUCUGCAGCACAGACAUGUGCGAUACGGCCACCACAGCGGCAGAGCAGGUCCUGGUGCUGACGUCUCACCCGGAGCUGUCCCUGCAGAGUGUGAAUGGCUCUAUCGGGUAUGAAUUCGCCUCCCAGGAGAUUAUGCUCCAGUGGUUCCAGGGGUACUUCAUCAACGAGAUGCUACACAGCGACAUGGUCCACAAGAUGCCCAUCUCACUAAAAGGGGGGGGGGGGGGGCGGCGCUUCGAUACGGCCGGCUUCUUGCUCCACGAGACCCUCCGCAUCACCAGCUUCUUCACCGGCGCGCCGAUCUACGAGGCCAUCACUAAGCUCAACGUGUACAUGCCGGCCGUAGUGCGGGAGCAGACUUUCAAAUUCCUGAGCGUCACGUACAGCGGCUGCGCGCGGCUGCGCCCGGGAAUAGUGCUGUUGCGGUACCCCGGUCAUGGAUGGGAGAUGGAAAUGAUGGGGAGUCGCUGCUCAUCAGCCAGACUUUUGGAGCGAGCUGCACUACUGUUGCGCUGA